UUUGUUUUACGAUUUGUUUGUUGUUGUUUUUGAAUAAACAUAAAAUAGUGAUAUUAUUUAAACGUAUUUAAUCUUAACUCGUUUAAAUCUUCAAUAAUUUAGUAUAGUUCAUGUGACCUGCCACAAAUAAUAUUAUGACAUUAUGGCUGAUGAAGAAGUUGUAGAGGAAGAACCUGAUAUAGUACAUGUUGGCAGUGGCGAGAGUGAGUCAGGCUUGAGUCCAAUAGAACCCGCCAAACCUAUUGCUCCAACUAAAUAUGAUGUCAGACCUAGCCUUGGAGAAAAAUUUCAGAAGGAGAACGUCUGGGAGAUCAUAGUGCUGACGAUGUCGGAGCAGCUAUCGGGCCGGCAGUACCGCGCGGACGAGGCGCCCAAGUGGGCCAAAUCCAUAUCUAACGCCGUGCGACAGAGGGUCCAGGAACUUGACAUGAAAAGGUACAAGAUUUUAGUUCAAACUACAAUAGUAGAGAUGAAGGGCGCGGGAAUCAAGUCGGUGCAGCGGUGUAUCUGGGACCCCGAGACUGACAGCUACGCGGAUGACCUCUAUAGGAACGACUCUAUAUGCUGUUAUACCGUUGUCUAUGGCACUUAUAUGUACUAGUCGGGGAAUUACCAAAUUUUAAUGUGUGGGGGAGUUUUUACUUAGGUUUAAUUUUAUGGGGAUUAUCUACACCGUCUUCUAGAUUCUAGAAUGUGUGAUUACUGAUUUUUUACAAGAUAUGUUUCACGCAAACAUAACAGAAAAUACAAGAAAGGUGGUACAAAGUCUGGUACUCAUACUAAAAUUUUUUACGCCACAGACAGAAAUGAUAUUUAUUUUUAAAACUUCACAGUUCACACAAUAGUGUUUUACAAAUUACACUUUUUUAUAUAUUUUAUUCAGUAACGGAACUGUGCAGUUCUAUCGUAACCUAUGUAGCAAGGUGUUAUAAUUUAGUGUAUUUUUUUAUUUUAUAGUAGGUAGGUAUCUAAAUGAAUUCACUCACGUCGCAAACACAAAAUUGGCAUUAAAACACGUACCUAGUACCUAAUGCACAAUGUAAAUUACGUAAUUCGUAAAAAUAAAACGAGAUGUUUUAAGUUCACAAAAUAAAUGAGGAGUGCCUUAAA
Messenger RNA from Aricia agestis (brown argus), 1110 nucleotides. RefSeq names its product dynein light chain Tctex-type protein 2B-like. Gene Ontology annotation, cellular component: cytoplasm; cytoplasmic dynein complex. NCBI's taxonomy places the organism in Eukaryota, Metazoa, Arthropoda, Insecta, Lepidoptera, Lycaenidae. Gene Ontology annotation, molecular function: dynein intermediate chain binding. The transcript is spliced from 5 exons. Bases 143 to 601 code for a protein of 152 amino acids. The record is from RefSeq and is a predicted model, not a curated record. Gene Ontology annotation, biological process: microtubule-based movement.